UUAAAAAAAAUCUAAGCAUGAUAGAAAUUUUUAUUUCAGUUUGUUGCUAGGCACAAGGUUGUUUGUGCAGAGACCGUGAGUAACUGAAGCUUCACAAUCAUUCACUGGGGCUUCGUGCCUGUGGAGAGGGAGAGUGGGAGGAAGCUCCUUGUCUCCUCGGCCUCAGCUGGCCCUGUGGUGUUCUCUCCACGAUGCAUUUGCUGUAACUCUACUGCAUUCUCUUUUGCUGUCCCCUCUCCGCUGUUGUUGUGAUGGCCUCCAACUCUACUUCCUCGAUCUUGCCUUUACUCACUUUGCCCGACGACGUGACGCAUACUGCUUGGAAUUCUUCGUCUUCGCGCCUCGCUCUGGCCUCGCACUCCGGCACUCUUCACGUCUGGGCCUAUCCUCCUUCCGUCCAUUCUCCCGCUACCUCCUGGCAGGCUCAUGAUGCUCCCAUCCUUAAAGUCGUCUGGGCUCCUCCUGAAUUUGGCCACCUGCUGGCCACCUGCGCCACUGAUGGAUCCGUCUCUCUGUGGGAAGAGAUUUCUUCGAAGGAUGCCGGAAUCGAGUGGAGAUUGGUGUGUCAAUUCCCAGAGAAUCAGACCCCUGUUCUGGAUUUUGUGUUCGGGAGUUGCUUAUCAGGACUAAAAAUUGUCACGGCCGGAGGUGAUGGACAUAUUAAGAUUUAUGAGACCGCAAGCACACUUGAGCUAAGGAAAUGGCAACUGCAGGCUGAAUUCCCAAAUGUGGCCAAUUUGAAAGAGGGUAUUGCGCGCAUAACGUGCACCUCUGCUUCCAUCUCUUGGAGACCUCCUGUGGAUUCUGUUCAGAGGCCAGUAUUCGCGCUGGGUUAUUGUACGUCUUCUCAACAGUUUAGCACUGCCAAGAUCUGGGAGUUUGCGGAGGCAUAUCAACGAUGGCAGAUGAUAGCUGAGUUACGAGAGUCACAUGAAAAGCCCGAGCCUGUUCAUCAUAUGUCUUGGGCACCUAACGUGGGCAGGCCAUUUGAGCUCAUCGCUGUGGCCUCUGGAAAAUCGGUAUCAAUCUGGAGACUGGAGUUCCCUUUAGAUUCGCAAGGAAGACUAGUUGUGACACGUGCAGCUCGUCUUAUUGACCACAAUGGAGAGGUUUCUCACUUGGACUGGGACAUGACUGGCAUGACCUUAGCUACUUCGGGUAGUGAUGGUACAGUUCGGCUUUGGCAAUCCAACUUUAGUGGGCAGUGGCAACAGCAAGGAAUUGUCAAGAGCGUAAAAGACUCUUACAAGCGUUGAAGCUGUCCUUCAUUCGUGCGAGAUAUCGACGACAAUUAAAGGCGGUUAUUAUCAGUAAUUGACCAGACACUCGACUAUGCACCAUAUCUGUAUACCUUUGAACACACUAUCUAGAAUCGAAUGUCUAAGUUGGCAGCAUGGUCCGAUACAUCACACUUUUGAUUAGUUUCAAGUGUAUAGCAACUAGAAGGGACGUGGACGACAAUUGCACUCCCCUCCGAGGAAGUCAUUCCUACAUCGUAAUGAACUAAUGACGUGAGAAGUCAACAUUGAAGAGCUGUGAGAUUUUUCUUUCAUGAAGAUAAUAGCGCAGAAAUUUUAUGUUGUAAAUGA
Messenger RNA from Physcomitrium patens, 1589 nucleotides. Its product is annotated as protein SEH1. Gene Ontology annotation, cellular component: Seh1-associated complex; nuclear pore outer ring. Gene Ontology annotation, molecular function: structural molecule activity; protein binding. Gene Ontology annotation, biological process: positive regulation of TORC1 signaling; cellular response to amino acid starvation. The record is from RefSeq and is a predicted model, not a curated record. Lineage: Eukaryota; Viridiplantae; Streptophyta; Bryopsida; Funariales; Funariaceae.